Orbicella faveolata is the source of this 7201-nucleotide messenger RNA. Its product is annotated as dedicator of cytokinesis protein 1-like. The record is from RefSeq and is a predicted model, not a curated record. NCBI's taxonomy places the organism in Eukaryota, Metazoa, Cnidaria, Anthozoa, Scleractinia, Merulinidae. Gene Ontology annotation, cellular component: cytoplasm; plasma membrane. Gene Ontology annotation, molecular function: guanyl-nucleotide exchange factor activity; small GTPase binding. Gene Ontology annotation, biological process: small GTPase-mediated signal transduction.
CGAGGCUCGCAUGUGAUAGUGAAAAUAAACAUGGCGCCGGACUUGAGUGCGGAGAACUGAGGACUUGGGAAAUGCAUAUGUACACCCUUGACAGUCUUCAUACUUCUCUAGUUCCUUGAAAAUAGAAAUGAAAGUCUGUUCAGAAAGUCGGAUAUGAAAAAUGGCUGCUUGGACACCGACAAGUGAUGCAAAAUAUGGAGUUGUUGUUUAUAAUUUUGACGGCAGUGUCUGUCAUGGACUACGGUUAACCAUUGGCGAGACGGUGCAUAUUUUAGAAGAAUGCGCAGGUUGGUACCGAGGAUGCACUUCGCGAAAUAAAUCUGUAAAGGGUAUUUUUCCAGCAACCUUUGUUCAUCUCAAAGACUGUUCUGUGGAAAAUACAGGGACAGCAAAUGAAAGUGUUGUACCAAAGGAAGAUGCUACCGUAAAAGAACUAACUUUGAUAUUGAGAGAGUGGUUUGUCAUCUGGAAAGAUCUCUACAGGACACAACAAGUUCGUCUUUUUGAAGCACUGAAGACAAUUAUGUGGGAUUUGGUGGAAUGUAGACAAAAGCUGUUAUCGGGCACGCUGACACAAGAUCAAAUGGAUGACAUCAAGAAGAAAGCCAUCACAAAAAUUGAUUGGGGUAACAGCAAAAUGGGACUGGAUCUUAUUCCACGGGUGGAUGGUGAAGUAGUUGAUGCUGACUCUACAAGUGUUGUUGAACUCUACAAAGUGCAUGUCUCAAGUGCUGAAGCUAAUCUGCAAGUAUCAGUAAGUUUUGAAUGCGAGAGAUUUCUAGUUGCUAUCAGCAAAAGUGAUAGUACACUAAAGGUGAACCAACCCCAGAGGAUUGAAAACUCCACCUGUGUUUUUACGGACCUAGGGAGUAAGGACAUCUCUGCUGAAGCCUAUCUGGUAGCUCACAUUGUGAGAGUAGGGAGGAUGCUAACUGAGGGUUCCUCCAAAAAGGUUUCAAAUGCAUCAUAUAGGAGACCAUUUGGGUGUGCUGUGUUAGACAUAGUUGAUGUUUUGACUGGAAAAGAGGAACAGUUAGAAGGCAAAGAAUUUCACAUGCCAAUCUUUACUUGUAGUGAUAGUGAUUUCUGGACAGUCCAUGAUAGUAUCAUCAAGAAACAAACCAGUAAAUACAGUGCUCCAAGCUCAAAUAGUGGUAUCCAUGUUUCUUUGAGGGCAUUUCACGGUGACCUAGAUAAGGUUCAAAGUGAGAAUCCCCUUUUGCUACCCAAAGGGAUUUCAGUUGUCAGAAAAUUAGGAUUCCCUGACGUCAUCAUGCCAGGUUGGUGCUCAUCAUCAUUACUGUUUACAGUCAAAUCUGUGAAAGGGUUCCAUUAUCAGAAUUCUACUAACCACUUUAUCUGUGCCUGGGAUUCUCAUCAUGUACAUGGGGUUGGACUUCUGUACUUUGCUAUUUCUGUUUUUCAGGACUGUGUUUUCCUUGGAGCAGGUGGUCCCAGUUUAACGGAAUACCAAUCAAUCAUCUUCUACCACAACAGCAGCCCAAAAUGGAGUGAGACCAUAAAGAUACAGCUUCCCUUUGACAAGUUCCUGGGUUCCCACUUGAGAUUUGGCUUUCGACACUUGUCAAAGUUUGAAGAAAAAGAAAAAGCUGACAAGACGUUUGGUUUUUCAUUUGUGAGUCUCAUGAGAGCUGAUGGUACAACAGUGCCUGAUGACACACAUGACCUUUGUGUGUACAAGUACGACGAGAAGUGUUUCUAUGACUCAAUGACAUAUCUUCACAUGCCAUCAAGACUGUCCCAAAUGGAAAAUCAUGUCAACUCCAGCUCAGAUAGACUGGUACGCAACUCUAAAGAUACCUUCUACAUCAAGACUAUAGUGUGUUCCACGAAGCUGACUCAAAAUGUUGACCUUGUUGGCCUGUUAAGAUGGAGAUCGCAGAAGCGUCAAAUCCCGUCUGUGUUAACGUCUUUGCUAAAAAUUGACGGAGAGGAAAUUGUAAAGUUCCUUCAGGACAUUUUCGAUGCUCUGUUUGCUAUUCUGAAUGAAGGUGCAGAGCAGUACGGUAACCUGGUGUUUCAAGCUUUGGUGUUUAUCAUUUGCAUCCUUUCCGAUGAGAAGUAUCAACACUUUCAAGAUGUAUUGACGACGUACAUUGAAAAGCAUUUCAGCGCAGCCUUGGCUCACAAGAAAUUAAUUAGCUGUUUGAAACAAGCCUUGAUUUAUACUGGAGAAAAUGACAAGAUUGAAAAACUCAAAAAUGUCAUGACGGCCUUAGAAUAUCUUUUUAAAUUUAUUAUUCAGUCAAGAAUGCUGUUGAUCAGCAUGCAUCGGGGACGAGAUGCAGCAAGUUACGAGCAAUUCAGGCAGGACCUGAGCUCGGUGUUUACUGAUCUAAAUGAAUUGAUGUCUUCACGUAUAGCUGAUGUUACUGUACAGUCUUUAGCAAUGCAACAUUUUGUUGGAAUUUACCAAGACGCUUUAAAAGUUUUUAGCAUCGAGGAACUGAGUAUGAUUGCUAAGCAAUUCCUUCUCAGCGUUGUAAAGGACCAAAAGGCCCUCACCAGUAGUAAACUACAGUUUAUUGAUGCCACUGUAAAGAGUGAACUCUUUGUCCACAAAGAAUCAAGACAAACCCUUAUGCCAGUCCUGGUGACUAUCAUUCAACAACACUUGAUACAAAAACAAGACAUGAGGACAUGUGCAGAGAUACUGGGAUCAAUUCUCACAGCUUUGCACCACGGAACUGCAAAGGGUCCAAUUGAAGAGGAUGUGUAUCUCGUUGUAAGAACCCUGCUGCAGCCUGUGUUUCAAACAGUAAUGACGGUGGACAGGACAAGUGAACUGGCGAGGCAUUUUCUGGCAGUGUUGACAAAUUUACUGUGGAUCAUGAAAGAAGAGCAUUACCAGCGAUAUCUGAAGGAGUUCAGCAACAACAAGGAGCUCAAGGAUUUCCUGGUCAAUGUGUUUGUGGUAUUCACUGAGAUAGUCAAGCGUGGAAUCUUCCUCAGAGACUGGAUCGUCAUAAUCGUCUUAGGAAACAGCGUGAUUCUCAGGGCCAUUCAGAAUUUUUCACAAGCUCUUUUGGAUAAUUUUUCUGGAGAAAACUUCGACUAUCAGUUGUGGAACAACUACUUUAACUUGUCAGUGUCAUUUCUCACUCAAUCUCACCUUCAACUGGAGAACUUUACUGAAGUGAAGAAGAACAAGAUCAUUGACAGAUAUGGUGACAUGAGACAAGUCAUGGGUUUUGAGAUUGUUCACAUGUGGCAGAGUCUUGGUUCCUCUCAGAGCCAUUUCAUUCUUACGUUGGUUUGUCCUUUCCUGGAAAUGACUCUUGUACCGGAAACAGAAUUGCGCAGAGCUACGUUACCAGUUUUCUAUGACAUGGUGGAAUGUGAGCUGAGGACGAAAGGCGUGGCUACCAUGGUGGAAGCCAAAAUAGUGAAUGAACUUGACCGGCUGGUGAGUGUGGACAAGAAAGGAGACAAGGAGUACAAGAAACUCUUCAAGCAAAUUCUAACGGAAAAGUUCAAGGAAGGACUUCUCGUUCCUGAAGAAGGUUUAGCGUUCGUAAGUCGUGUAACAGACCUGCUGGAGUUGCUACUUGAGUACAGGAGAAUAUCUGCUGAAGACGACAGAGAGCAGAAAAUGAGUUGCCUUGUACUUCUGCUGGAAUUUUACCAAAAAAUCGGACGUGAAGACAUGUACAUCAGGUGUAUCAACAGACUCUGCGACCUUCACGUUGCUGCAGAGAACUUCACAGAAGCUGGUUAUACAGCCCUGAAACACGCUGAACUACUCAAGUGGCCAGAGACUCUUCUGGAAGAUUCACCAGAAUCUCUGAACGAUUUCCAGCUCAAGGAAAAGUUAUAUUUGGAUGCUAUUGACUAUCUAGAUAAAGGAAAGACGUGGGAGAAGGCGAUUGAGCUGUGUAAGGAGCUGACAGAACAGUACGAAUCACUGCUGUAUGAUUACGUUAAACUUGGCGACAUUCUGAAACAACAAGCCAAGUUCUUCGACAACAUCAUGAAACAGGUUCGGCCUGAACCAGAGUACUUCAGAGUAGGAUUCUACGGCAAGGGCUUUCCGUCCUCGGUUAGGAACAAAGCGUUUGUUUAUCGAGGUCAAGAGUACGAGAAAAUCGGCUCGUUCAACCAGAGACUAAAGGCACAGUUCUCGGAUGCUCAAAUGAUGGACAAGAACACACCUCCAGAGGAUGAUAUACUGGAAUCUGACAAGCAGUAUCUACAAUGUUGUCGAGUGAUUCCCAUCUCGGAACACGAAGAACGUUUUUCUGGCAAAGCAGUUGAUGAUAAAAUUGCAGGUCAUUAUCGUGUAAAUGACGUCAGACGCUUCACUAACUCACGGCCUUUGCGCCCGGGAUCGGAAGACUUUGCGAACUUGUGGUUGGAAAGAACAACCUAUACAAUCGCCUCACCUUUGCCUGGAAUUCUCAGAUGGUUUCAAGUCACUUCUUCUGAAAGCAUUGAAAUCAGUCCUUUACAGAACGCCGUGGAGACCGUGGAGUCCAAGAAUAAAGAGCUGGAUAGGAUUAUCACUAAUCUGUCCUCAGACACAACUCAGAGUAUUAACCCACUGAGUAUGAUACUCAAUGGUAUCAUUGAUGCUGCUGUCAUGGGUGGGAUAGCAAAGUAUGAAGAGGCGUUUUUCGCCGCGGAAUACCUGAAAAGCAAUCCAGGUGAUAAGCUACUUAUUGACCAGUUGAAACGCGCCAUAGAAAAUCAGGUUAAAAUUUUGGAGAGGGGACUUAAACUCCAUGACGCGUUAGCAACGAAAGACUUGCGUCCGUUUCAUAACAAGAUGGAGACGUGUUUUGCUGACAUGAAAGCUCGUGUCUCAGGGGAGGAGAGAAAAUCAUCUAGGCCUAAAGAUCUACAGAUUCCUUUGCCUCCGAUACCCUCUAACCAUGCCGCGACACUUCCGCACAUAAGGGAUUUAAGAAAACAGAGCUUACCUGACAUUGGCAGAGAAAGUGUUCCUGUGACGAAUUCAAAACAGAGGCGUCAAAGCGAGUUUCCGCCACCACGAAGCAUGUGGUACGACAGCGAUGACCAACCAGCCAAGAAGAUUUCUGGAUCAAAGUCCCUGGAAGCUCUUUCAGAACUAGAUGAACUUGCUCCGCCAGUUCCAAAGAAGGGCUCUAAACCGGAUCUCACAUUUGGGAUCUCUCCUGAGUCAAUACGCCGGAGGACCACGAUUGGCGGAAAACUUCACCACAGGAGUUCCUCACCAGCGGGCAUGCUCAGAACGGUCACUUCUCCAGUGCAGCCUCUUCGUGACAAUGGAGAAAUGUCCCCUGCUCUCCCUCCCAAGCGCAAAAGCAUGGUGGUCUCCAAUCCUACAUUAAACGGAGCAGAGACUGGACACGAUUCUAAGGUCAUCCCCCCUCCUGCUAGCGAAGACAAUCUCCCCGCGCUACCUCCCAAGAAAUCUGUUUCUCGGAUGUCUGCUGAAGUCAACGGCCCUCCGGUUCCAGAAAAACCAAAGCGCCCAGUGACACUGAUAUCUCCUGAUGAUGACUGCAAUUCUGCACCUGUGCCUCUGUUGCCAGAGAAACGAAAAAGCUACGCUAGCACUGCAUCCAGCCGUGCAUCGUCAGUGUUCUCUGACUCAGUCCCAGAUCCCACGUGUCCUCUGUCACCCUUUUCCCCGUCAAACUCUCUCGGUAAUUCGACACAAAAAUUCUUCUCGCGGGAUCCUCGUGGGUUUUCAGUGCCGUCAGGUUCUUCAGUGUCAACGAUAUCCCCGACAACUCCCCGACAGGGGGUCCUUACAUCGGACGGGUAUAACUCCAGCGGGGCAAAUGGGUAUAGUUACGUAACACCGCCUUCAACACCUACUUAUCCACGAGUGCCGUAUGAUGAUGUUUCGUCGCCCAGUGCGUCUGUAGCUAGCUGGGUGUCGGAAAGCACAAAUUAUUUUUCGGCGUCUUCGUUUGACAGCGAUUUUAUGUCCCCUGGGAGUCCCCCGAAGCGAGGUUUUAACACGGGGAUGGAGCCAUCGUCGUCAACCCCGCAGAAUGUAGAUUUUUUCGCAGAAACCUCGCCCACGAAGAAUGACUCGACUCCGCCGCUAAUUCCGUCGAAAGGGCACGAUGACGCUUCAACAUUCGUUCAAAAAGUUGAAGGUUGGUCAUAUUCUGAAACGACAUCCACAAUGACGUCAUUAACGAAGGUUGGGUCACGUGACGAAUCAGCGAAACCUCGAACCCCAGUCCCCGCUCCUCGUAGAAACACGUUAAGCUCGUCAAAUCGACCCACUGUAUCUCGAUCUCCUUCGGACACGCCCGAUGGCUGGUUGAAUGCUCAUGGUUUAGGGCAAGACGUCACUCCACCUCCGGUCAUGCCCCGAAAAUCUCUUUAUUUUCCGGCGGAUAACAGCCCCAAGUCUCCUCCGCCAAAGCCGCCGAGACCUUCACAGUCUGCAAGUAGAUUACCUCCACCGAUGCCUAAACCUUACGCUCCAAAAUCGACCGAAAAUUCACCGGCAGCUCAGCGAGAAGCGCUCAAUACCGACACGCAGGACAUACCGCCUUCAGAAGGAAAACAAACAUGACCUGCUUGAUAUACACUUUAGGAAAUACUCACCCGGUACCCCCAAGGCGACACUUCGUCGUGCCCUUGACUUUACACAAACACUGCAUUCUAGCCCCUAAUAAAUGGACCGGACAUUUGACUGAAGGUCCUUCAUCGUGACUUCACCAGAAGAAUGAUAUCCUAGCAAACCAUAUAGAGUUUCUUACAGAUUUGUGCUUUCGACAAUGUUUCCGUAGUCUUUGGAAGACAGGUCGAUCAUUAAGCGUGCUGUACAUAAGGUAAAUGUUAAGUGAAUACGAGGGAUAGUACAAUAGUACAAUACGCAAUACAAUUGUCUCUUGUAACAAAAGUACCAAAAGUUUUCCCAGAAAAUAAAUAGGAAGUUAAUUAGGAAAAGCUAUAACGAAGACAUAGUAAUGUAUUAUUUCAGAUUUUACUAACGUAACUCAGAUAUUAGGCUCUGCGAAUAUGGCUUUUUUUAACUUGUGAAUAGGAACUUUUUAAAGUUGUAAUAUUGUACCAGAAUAUUGGCGUUGAAAUAACGCGUUCACAGGUUUCGAUUGUUGAAGAUAUUGAGGUAUCACCAUAUCGAUCUAAAACAACCAAAAGACGUCUUUUCAAUCCACCGUAGGAAAAAAGAUGGCGGCUGUACAUUUUACCACAAUACCUUGCGAACCUA